Molecule: messenger RNA, 1827 nt
Organism: Exophiala dermatitidis NIH/UT8656
Lineage: Eukaryota; Fungi; Ascomycota; Eurotiomycetes; Chaetothyriales; Herpotrichiellaceae
Exons: 2
Coding region: 1-1827 (608 amino acids)
Biological process (GO): regulation of DNA-templated transcription
Molecular function (GO): zinc ion binding; DNA-binding transcription factor activity, RNA polymerase II-specific
Source: RefSeq, a predicted model, not a curated record
AUGCCUCCCGCAAAGUCCAUCUCGUUCGAGCUUCUGCUUGACGAGGGUUCGAAAACAAGAGCACGGAUCCCCCUCAGAGUGGUUUUGAACACUCAUGACAGCACUGAGUCCAUCAUCACCACAGUGAAGAACUUUUACGGGAUAUACGAUGGCAAUGGCGUGAGCUUUGAAGAUUCGUGGGGAAACACCCUCAUACCCUCCUACGACAAUCUUGUACCCGACUCUACGGUCUAUGUGCGGAUCGUGCCGGCUAUCCAGCCAGCCUCUGCCGUCUUUCCACAUGGCGCACAUGGACUCGAGAAUGGUUAUGAACCAAGGCGUCGGCCAAGCCUUGGGGAGCCAUUCCAGAUGUUGCCGCCUCAUAUGAGGGAGCAGUCUCAUUCUCCGUCGAGGCCUUCGUCGAGGCUGGCGCGGAAGCGUAGCAUUUCUCCAACCCAAGGGCGAGGGCGCAGGAGUGCAUCGCAGCAAAAAGGCCCAGGCAUUGUGCCUCUCAGCCGUGGUUCUAGCGCGAAUGGAAGCUUUCAUGAUGACAAUGGCUACAGCGAUAGUGAAGCUGGGCGCAGUUCCAUUUCCGGCUCCAAGAAGGCCAGGAGUGAGCAGUUUGCGAGCUCCGACAUCAGCACUGCCAAUGUUCUACAAGAUGGGCGACGAGGGCAGUCUAUCUUCGACAGCUCGGCUCUUCCACUUUUUGUUCCUCCACAGGUCCCAAUAACCGCAUCGCAAUCCUCUAUUUCGCCUCAGAGACGGUCACUGCCCCAAGAGGUCCCCUCACCGUUUCAUCCACCGGCCCAGAAACUGUACGGACUGCAACAGCACCCGAUUCUCUCUCCACAAAGCUAUGGCCCGAGUCACAAUAUGGACGCCCCUGCCGACCACGGCGCAGGCGCCGGCAUGGCCACGCCGGUUCCUCAACAUCAUCACCGUUUGCGGGAUAGAUCUGCGAUGCAGCAGAAUCAGACCGGAACGCAAGGAUAUUCCAGGAACGGCGUGCUUCCUACUCCCGAUCCCACUGUUGCGAGUUGCAUCUCGGAUGAAGAUGUCGCCAGGACCUUGAUAGCAUUGGGUGACGCAUCCAACUACUCCCAUGGUCGAACCUCGAAUUCCACCAUCGACGAGACCUUCAGCGGCGCAGCAGACGCUGCCUCGUCGACCGGUGCAACCAGUGACAGUGACGAGUAUAGUGACGCAGAAGGGGGACUUCCAAAGUACAGGAAGUACCUUGAUGAUGAAGAUGAGCAAUAUGACCAGGCCAAUACUGAGCAUGACGUCGAUGAAUACGAUGGCCCGCCCAAGACGAAGAAGAUCAAGACCAAAAUGCAUGAUGGACCUACAAACGGCUACGCGACAAAGGCCGAUUCAAUGAAGAACAACAAGUCGUCCAAAGCCCGUUCCAACACUCUCCCAAAGGCAGCGAAAACCACAACUCAGCCGGGUUUGAUGAAAGCCCCUUCGGCGCCGGCCUCAGGUGGACAAGCCAGGAAGUCUUCUGGCUCGAGCAUCAACUUCCAACACCAGCUUGCCGCGGACGAAGAAGACCUGUCGUCCAAGCCCAGAUGUCAACGUUGCCGAAAGAGCAAGAAAGGAUGCGAUCGUCAACGACCUUGCGGUCGAUGCAGGGACGCGGGCAUUGGCAUAGAAGGCUGUAUCAGCGAAGAUGAGGGAGGUUCUCGGAAGGGCCGAUAUGGCAGACAUAUGGGAGUCCCAGUCAAGAAGGGCCUCGACCAAAUGGGACAUGAAGAGGACCCAGAUACCACAAUGACAAGCCUGCCCGCCGAAGGUGUGGCUGUCCACGGUAGUCCAGAGAAGAGCAAGAAGCGGAAGCGAUGA